Molecule: messenger RNA, 2367 nt
Organism: Tetrapisispora phaffii CBS 4417
Lineage: Eukaryota; Fungi; Ascomycota; Saccharomycetes; Saccharomycetales; Saccharomycetaceae
Gene: MSS4
Product: 1-phosphatidylinositol-4-phosphate 5-kinase
Exons: 1
Coding region: 1-2367 (788 amino acids)
Biological process (GO): phosphatidylinositol metabolic process
Molecular function (GO): phosphatidylinositol kinase activity
Source: RefSeq, a predicted model, not a curated record
AUGUCUAUAAUGAUUUCUUCCGAUGUCAUGGUACCGCAAACCAAUAUUUAUGAGCCGUUGUUGGAGAACCGAUUAAAAAAUAACAAUCAAGAUACCGUGGAGAGUACAAACAAUAAUUACAACAAACAUAGUGUUAAUAAAACUUCAAAUAGAGGAUCCGAUGAGUAUAAAAAAUUUACGGGGUUAGGUCAUUCCGGUAGUUAUCAUUCGUCAUCGAAUUCUGAUUCACAUUUGGGAAGUCCCAGAAAUGAUACUGCAUCGUCAACAACAUCGUUAGAGGAAUACUACGAUUCGUCUGCUGUAAAUAAUAAAUUUGGCGUAGAAGAAAAUGAAAGUGUAUUGACUGAUUCGACCUUCAAAAAAAAUAAAUUGGGUAAUGCUCUUAAACAAGUAAGUGAAAAUGAAGUUCUUCAAAAUUCAGAUCAUAAUAUGAAUACAAUACUCGAUACAGAUAGUAUAAUAGAGACAGAAUCAUAUCUACAGGAUGUAAAUGAUGAUAAUGUACUGUUGAAUAAAGUUGUAUCUAGAUCUUCUGCCAUAUCAUCAGAAACUAGGAAAGCAAGAAAUAUGAAAAAGCAUUCAAAUACAAUCACAUCAACUAGCAUCACUUCAAAAUCACAACAGAAUGCUAAUAAUAAACAGCGUGUGAACGACUCUGUGGCAAUCAUACCUACGAUUGAUAGACGUCGAAGCACAAUAGGCUCUUCUAGAAGAACAUUGCCUUUUCAUUCAUCAAAACACGCACAAAUCUUACCAAUGGAUGAUCUAUCACAAUCCAUCGAUAGCAAUAGCAUCAAGAAUCAUAACUAUCAAAAAAAUAAUGCAUCAUUACACUCAUUACAAGUUCCUCUACAACAACAUAAUGACAGUACUCGCAUCACUAAUAAUAACAAUAGCAUUGACAAAAACAUCCCAGAAGAAGGAGACUUUACACCAAUUAGAAAAUUUGUAUCUACUUCACAAAUAUAUUCUAAUGAUGGAGCAUUAAAAAGAUCAGAAUCAGCCGCAGUGGAAAUAAGAAAAAUGAGAGAAGCUCUCCUGAAGAAGAGAGAAGUUAAAACUAGAAAUACGAGACAAAUUCACGCAAAAACUAGCGACAGUCUAGCAGAUGAUGAUCGUGUUUUGAUAGGAAAUAGAGUCAGUAAAGGUCACGUUAAUUUCAUUAUCGCAUACAAUAUGCUAACUGGUAUCAGAGUUGCUGUAUCCCGCUGUUCAGGAAUAAUGAAACCUCUUGUGCCAAGAGACUUUAGCUUCAAAAAGAAAUUAGCUUUUGACUAUCAUGGAAAUGAAUUAACACCAUCAUCACAGUACGCUUUUAAAUUUAAAGAUUAUGCUCCAGAAGUAUUCAGAGAAUUAAGAGCCCUUUUUGGAUUAGAUCCAGCUGAUUAUUUAGUUUCACUAACAUCAAAAUACGUCUUAAGUGAACUUGACUCUCCUGGUAAAAGUGGAUCUUUUUUUUACUAUUCCAGGGAUUAUAAAUACAUUAUCAAAACUAUUCAUCAUGCUGAACAUCGUCAUUUAAGGAAGCAUAUUGAAGAUUAUUAUAAUCACGUCAAAAAUAAUCCUAAUACUUUAGUGUGCCAAUUUUAUGGUCUUCACAGAAUAAAAAUGCCAAUUUCAUUUCAAAACAAACUGAAGCAUAGGAGAAUUUAUUUUGUAGUUAUGAACAAUUUGUUUCCUCCUCAUCUAGAUAUGCAUUUAACUUACGACUUGAAAGGGUCAACGUGGGGUAGAUUCACGGCAGUUGACAAAGAGAAAUUAAAGACAGAACCAACUUACAGACCAGUGUUAAAGGAUUUAAAUUGGCUCGAUAACCAUGAAAGUAUGAGCUUCGGACCUUCUAAAAAGAACGAGUUUUUAACACAACUGAAAAAGGAUGUAGAAUUAUUAUCUAAGUUAAACACAAUGGAUUACUCACUCCUUAUUGGGAUUCAUGAUAUGAAGAAAGCCAAAGAAAUGUUGCGAAAGGAAAAAGAGUUAUUAGACCCAGAGGACAGUGAUUUCGGUAAUUCUGCUGGUGAUGCAGAAUCUUCUCCAAGGAAAAUAUCAGUGCAACAAAGGGGUUCAAUGAUAUCGCACAUGUUUAAGCAAGAUGAAGGAGGUCUUCGAGGCUCUGAUGAAAACGACGAAAAUAUCGAUAUAAUAUACUAUAUUGGUAUAAUCGACUGUCUAACAAAUUACUCGAUUAUCAAGAGAUUAGAGACAUACUGGAGGGGUAUUAACCAUGACUUGAAAGUGGUUAGUGCUAUUCCACCCAAGGACUAUUCGGAUAGAUUCUAUAAAUUUAUUUCGAAUUCAGUCAGAACAUCAGCUAUCAUUCCGUACAAAGAUGAUCCCACUGCUAAACCAUAUAAAGACAAAAUAUAG